Molecule: messenger RNA, 3266 nt
Organism: Aspergillus ochraceoroseus IBT 24754
Lineage: Eukaryota; Fungi; Ascomycota; Eurotiomycetes; Eurotiales; Aspergillaceae
Exons: 1
Coding region: 200-3142 (980 amino acids)
Source: RefSeq, a predicted model, not a curated record
UACCCCCCCCCCCCCAGGAGCCAACGUUUGCCCUUUAUCAAAAGGGCAGUUUAACAAGAGUCCCUCACUAGUGUCUUCCUUCACCAUUAUAUUAGCUUCCGCUCGCGAAACGUUAGUCAGUCGGUCUGUCGGGGCUAUAGUUGCGUUUUUGGGUCUUAGUCUACUAUAAUCACUUUCAGCUUCCUGCAUAAUCCCGGAAAUGGCUUCUUCAAACACGGAGUUUUCGCAAAUGCUACAGCAUAUCACGGAUGCUAAGCUUGAUGAACUGUCCAACAAACGCAAGAUUUUUCUUAGUCACAAAGCUGCCACGUUGGAAAAGGCACAGGCUUUAAACUCGGCGAUCGAUAAGCUUCAUGCUCUCUCCAAUGGGGUGAAAUUAUGCUUUGGUAUUCCGGUAGCGGAUGUGUGCAUGAUCCGUGAUCGCAGUGGAGCUGGGAAUAUUGAGAUCGCCCUGGCCAACUUAGAUCGUUUUCUCAAACAGGCUCAGUAUGACCCUUCGAUUUCGCCAGAUAUAUUGGACCGCUGGCAGAAGUCUUUGGUUGAAUACCUUGAUAUUCAAACUGUCAAGUACGAGUACGCCACCCUGUUCGCCCAGUUGACUAUGGAAUGGUUGUCAGCCAGCAAGAGCCACCCUUUAUCAGAUCAAGAUGUCACCAUGUCGGAUGACUUUGGAGAGGCUGGGGGCUCCGAGAAAAUAGAUUCUAGAAAGCGAUGGGAGGAAUCUGUCUUCACGUCGGUUGAACGUGACCCGGAUACAAUUACAAACUUCCUUGAAGAGUUAUUCAAGGGCACAGUUGACAAUCUGGGGCAAGACAUUGCUGAGGGAUGGGACAAUACGAGGAAUGUCGGCAAGGCGCUACAAAGCCUCCGUAAGAGGGUAUCCGCGUUUGAAAACUCCCUGGCUAGUCCUUCUCAAUUCAAUACUGCUACGUUAAGCUGGGUAAUUACAGGAUUGGUUCAAUCUGAUCUACUAACUGAACAGAAAAGAGCAGUGCUGAGAGACUUCCAAAAUAACUAUAUUAUAUUGAAAGAACUGGCCGAUGUCCUGAACAUGCGCCUGGCGGCCCUCCACGCAUGGUCCUGGGGUACCGAAGUCCCAGUUGAGCAACGCCGGCAUAUAAAUGGGUCGUAUCAAAUCUGUGUGCAAGAAGAUCUUAUCCAAGCGAUAUUUUUACAAUAUCUAGGUGUUAGGUGGUCUGUUAUGUUCAAGGAAGCAUUCACAGACUUCAAAAAGACAAAGAAUGUGUGGAAAUCCCCGCGGGCCAAAAUCUCUGCUAUUGAUAAGAAGCGCCGGCAGUUCUUUCUUGACUGCCGUCGGGAUAAACCUAACAUCCAGAUCACCAAGGAACGCAUUUAUCAACGGGGAUACUUCGUUUCUCAACUGCUUAACCACGAACAACAAGCCCGACGCUGUGAGGAGGGAGAAGAAGAGGCUGACUUUGCGACUUUCGCCGCAGAACCAGUUCUCAAGAAGAAAAAGGUCAAGGUGGCCAUGGCUGGUAAACGUGCGCGGAAAGCACCCUCAUAUUUUGAAGAAAAACUGGGGGUCGAUAGUGACGAUGAGGCGUCCGGCGAGGGCAGCGCGGGCGGCCAAUUUGACGAUUACCAUGACCCAGACGAAUACUAUGAUGAUAGCUUCGCAAACAGCGUCAUGGAUCCACCUAACCAGAUGCAAGCAAGACAAAAUCUUUUACUUCUUCUAAGCGCGGAUAUUUUAAUCGGCACCCGGAUUCACGGGGCAGUAACCUGCUUCCGGUCGCAGUACGAAUCGUGGAAUCCCAACUUGCCGCAUACCGCUAUUCUCACCGUGCUGAGCUUUUUAGGAGUAUCGAAAAAGUGGACCAGCUUUUUUGAGCGGUUCUUAAGAGCCCCCUUGAAGUUUGUCGAUGAUAAUAAUCAUGCCGAGCCGCGCUUCCGCCAGCGCGGUACUCCAGAAUCCCACGUAUUAAGUGAAGUGUUCGGCGAGACGAUUCUGUUUUGCCUGGACUUCUUGGUGAACAAGGAAACUGAUGGUCAGCUUCUCUGGCGAGUCCAUGAUGACUUGUGGUUCUGGUCGUCAGACGAGCAGGCGUGCGUGAAGGCGUGGCAGGCGAUUGAAAAAUUCAACGAAAUAAUGGGAGUUUCAUUGAGCACAGCUAAAACUGGCAGUGCGCAGAUUACUCCAGAUAAGACUAGCACGGCGCGGGAGAAUUCCCCAGUAUUGCCUUCGGGGCAAAUCAGAUGGGGCAUGCUUUAUCUUAACCCGGAAUCAGGGAGGUUCGAGAUUGAUCAAGAGAUGGUGGACCACCAUAUAGAAGAACUCCGCAGGCAACUGCAGGACAAGAAAAAGAGCAUUUUUGGAUGGAUACAGGCGUGGAACUCGUAUGCAACCACGUUCUUCACGUCAAACUUUGGUAAACCCGUGAAUUGUUUCGGUCGGGAGCAUGUGGACAUGAUGCUACAAACUCACGAGCGAAUCCAGCGCCAGAUCUUUUCCCUCGAAGCCGAUGGUGGUAAGCAUGACCGCAGUGUAAUAACCUAUCUCCGGGACACAAUCAGCUCGCGGUUUGGUAUCUCAUCUAUUCCGGAUGGAUUCUUCUUUCUGCCCAUCGAUCUCGGUGGUCUUGAGCUGUCUAGCUCAUUUAUCAACUUGGUCGGUCUACGCGACUCGGUUAUUGGAAAUCCGGAGACGCUUUUGGACGAAUUUUUCGAGGCAGAACGCGACAACUAUACUUUGUUGAAACAACGGUUUGACGCUGCAGAUAAAGAACGCAAAGUUGCACUGAACCAGGGAUUUUGUCCGCCUGAUGGAGACCAAUUCAUGUCUUUCGAUGAAUACAUCCGAUACCGCGAGCUGCUGGACUACAAUUUUAGCGGCCAAUUGGUGGAGGUGUAUGACAAGCUUCUCCAGCGUCCCACCCAAGAAUUCAUCGAAUGUGACCACCACGGACCCGUGUUCAGAGCGGUUAGUGAGCUCGACGGCCAAAACAGCCUGACUGGGAUCAAGCCUAGCUGGGGCGAAAUGAAUUCCUACUGGAGAUGGGUUGCGCAACUAUACGGACCGGAGAUUAUCGACAGGUUUGGUGGAUUUAACAUCGUGGACCCAGGACUUUUGCCCAUUGGUCUAGUUGGUUUAUUCCGCAGUGGCCGGGUCAAUUGGUGAGACUAAUAAGUAUUUGCUAGGUAGUUUUUGAUCCCGGUUCUGAUGCCUACAUGUGCUCUACUUCAAGAUGCACAGAGAUUGCUCAAUGUAGCUAUAUUAAUAAAGUCAUUCAAAUUGUCUCUCU